Molecule: messenger RNA, 942 nt
Organism: Yarrowia lipolytica CLIB122
Lineage: Eukaryota; Fungi; Ascomycota; Dipodascomycetes; Dipodascales
Biological process (GO): meiotic DNA integrity checkpoint signaling; double-strand break repair via homologous recombination; nucleotide-excision repair
Cellular component (GO): nucleolus; site of double-strand break; checkpoint clamp complex
Source: RefSeq, a predicted model, not a curated record
AUGAAACUGAGGGUCAAACUGGACCGAAUCUCGCUGCUGAGAGAUGUUUUAAACGCAGCAAUGGCCGUCCGCAAGGAGGCAUACAUCAUCUUCGCCCCGACGGAUGUGCGAAUCGUAUCGCCAGCCUCCAAUGACGGCACCACCAUCUCGCUGUUCGCCUACUUCACCGUCGACUACCUGUGUGAUCCCAACCAGUACGUUUGUGUCAGUGCGUUUGACGACAUGUGUGUGUUUUUGGUGAGUCUGGACGACUUUGCCCGGGCCCUCAAAAGCUCUAGUUCGUAUCACAUGGACGAGGUACGGCUCAGCUUACGUCAGUACCAGGGUCUGUUGCAACUACAAGUGCGAAUCACACAGCAUCGAGAAAGAGGACCCACGGUGGUGACACACAAUCUUCCGGUGGAUCCACGGAAACUAGAGGAGGAGAGCUACCUGCUGGUUCAGCCUGAAAUCCAGCCACAGGUAUACAUCAUGCUACCAAAACCUACGCUGAACAUCGCCAAGCUCAGUGAGCGAUACAAGCGGUUGGGCAAGCUCGUAACAUUAAGUGCCAAUAACUCGGGGUGCUUAAAACUGUCUUUGGACGCGGUCGAUGUCAACGUGGAGACGGACUGGAAGGGGCUAAUGAACCCGCAGCUAGACGCAGGUGAACAGGAGGAAGAACAGAGUCUACCAUCUCAGGGAUCGGGUCCCCAUUCGUCACAGAUUCGCUUCUCACAAAACUUCACUGGGGAAAGCCGUGCAAAGCCGAACAGCUCCGAGUUUGCCACCGUGUCUAUUCCUUGCAAAGAUUGGUGUUUACUCACCAACAUGGCCCUAAUUUGCGACAGUGUGGUUCUAGCCAUCAGCCACGAAAGAGUGCUGACAGCUUAUUGUUACACGGACCACCCCGGAGACACCAGCGGCUCUAUCACUUAUUACAUGUCUCAUAUUGAGGAGUGA